Messenger RNA from Rotaria sordida, 1290 nucleotides. Lineage: Eukaryota; Metazoa; Rotifera; Eurotatoria; Philodinida; Philodinidae. The record is from the annotation of a GenBank genome assembly.
AUGAUUAGUACACCACAAAUUCAAAAAAUUGAACCAUCUCGUGUCGUUUAUGAACUUAUUUCAAAACCAUUAGGAACAUAUCUUAUACGAGCUUCAACUAAAAACGAUGAUAUACUUUCACAAAUUAAAAUCAAAUCAGAAACAAACUCUUCUCCUUAUGUUGUUUUAUCCGUACGUGUCGAUGAAGCUUUGUAUCCAUGUCCAGUUAUGAAUUAUCGUUUACCAUUAAUUGGAUCGAAUGGUGAAUACAAUUCCGUAAAUAUCUUAGAAGAAUAUGAACGAAAUGAAAAUAAUUCAGAAAUUGAUAUGUUACCAAAAUUACAACAAGAAUGGAUUGUUAAAGAUAAAGAUACGAAUUGGAAAAUCAAACGAACUCUUUUUCAAAAACAAUAUAUACAUCUUUACUUAUCUGAUGAUGAUAAUAAUGAUAUAGAAGGAAAUACAAUAUGUAAUUUUCAAGAUGGUAGUAUUACAAUUGAAGUAUAUAAUAAACGAAUUCAAAAUGAUGAACAAAGUUUUCAAAAUGAAUUAUCAAUAUUAAAAAAUCUUUCUUAUUUUCAUAUUAUUUCAUUUUAUGGUAUUUGUUAUGAAACAGAUCAAAUUAAAUAUUUAGUAUUUGCAGAUAAUGGAAAAUCCUUAAAAUCAUUAUGUCCAAUUAUAAAAAAUACAGAAAGAUUUUUAAUAAAAAAAUUAUCAAUGAUUGGAUAUCAAAUAGCUUGUGGUAUGAUUUAUUUAGAAUAUAAACAUAUUAUUCAUCGAGAUUUACAUGCUGGAAAUAUUCUUAUUGAUAAAAACUAUUUUAUAAGAAUUGCUGAUUUUGGUCAUGCUAUUAUAAAAGGUGAUGAUGAUGAUGAUGAUGAUGAUGAUAAUGAAAGAUUUCAACAAAAAAUAAAGAAUUCAAAAUUGAACUUUCAAACACGUCGUUUAGCACCUGAAUGUUUACCAUCGCCUCCUAAUGAUCAACAACUAAUUGAUUCUACAGAAACUCUAUUAACUAGAUUUUCUUCGAAAAGUGAUCUAUGGGCAUAUGGACUGAUAUUUAUAGAACUUAUGAUGAACGAAGAUGCAGAUGUAUAUCCAAAUUUACCGAUCAAACAUAAUGAUGAUGAAAUUAUUCAAAUUAUUCAAUAUGUUAAAGUAAAUCAAAUGAUACAUGAAAAACCAGAUGAUUGUCCUAAAAUUAUUUAUGAUGUAUUAAAAAAAUGUUGGGCUUAUAAUCCUAAAGAUCGUAUUUCAUUUUGGGAUAUACGAAAUGAAAUGAUGAGAAUAUUCAAAUCAUCAAAUAAUUAA